Lasiosphaeria miniovina is the source of this 1780-nucleotide messenger RNA. RefSeq lists its product as uncharacterized. Gene Ontology annotation, cellular component: cytoplasm. The transcript has 5 exons. Gene Ontology annotation, biological process: phosphatidylethanolamine biosynthetic process. The coding region runs from base 268 to 1602 and encodes 444 amino acids. Gene Ontology annotation, molecular function: ethanolamine-phosphate cytidylyltransferase activity. Lineage: Eukaryota; Fungi; Ascomycota; Sordariomycetes; Sordariales; Lasiosphaeriaceae. The record is from RefSeq and is a predicted model, not a curated record.
CCGCUGCAGCACUCAAAGUCUCCCGAGGAAGGUGGUCAACUCAACCGUCCGGUCUCGCAACCAUGCUCGUUGAAGCUUGUGAUUUCUCUUUAAUUGGCUGUGGCUCUAACGUCAAAGUGGAAGCCAAGCUGGAAUGCGAAUUUCUCAUAUCUCGCUUCAUUCUGGACUCGCAUUUUUGUUGACCGGAGGUACCGAGUGUUCCUCGACCCGCGCAGCACAUCAGCUCUUCUAUCUCAGCACCCCAAAACCGCUUGGGCUUCUUCAUAAAUGGCUGCCACAGAUGACGGUGCGCCCCCUGGCGACCCCGCACCCGAGCUGCUAGAGGGACGGCUCUGGGUCGACGGCUGCUUUGAUUUCUUCCACCACGGACAUGCUGGCGCCGUGGUCCAGGCUCGCCAGCUGGGCGAUGAGCUCUACGUCGGGGUCCAUUCCGACGAGGACAUCCUCGAGCACAAGGGCCCGACCGUCAUGACCCUGCAGGAACGGCUGCUUGCUACGGACGCGUGCCGAUGGGUGACCAAGUCGAUCCCCAAUGCUCCCUACGUCACCCAGCUAGACUGGAUCAGCCACUACGGCUGCAAGUACGUGGUCCAUGGAGACGACAUCACCUCGGACGGCAGCGGCGAGGACUGCUACCGCUUCGUCAAGGCUGCCGACCGCUUCAAGGUUGUUAAGAGAACCCCGAGCAUCUCUACAACUGAUCUCGUCGGACGCAUGCUGCUUUGCACUAGGAGCCAUUUCAUCAAGUCCCUCGAGAAGAUGCUGGCUGGCGACGAGGGUCCCGGCACCCAGGCUGAGCGCAAGGCUGAGGGUGCUGCCAUGCGUGAGAGAAUUAGACUGUAUGCCACCGACGAUUCUGCCAAGAAGCCCGGCGCCGAAGUUUGGUUCUGGUCCGCUCCGACGGGCGAGGCCCAAAAGGACGAGUCGGCGAGUGCUGGCCAUGCCUGCAAGGAGCUUUUCCGCGGCAUAGGCCCCAAGCCCGGACAGAGAGUCGUCUACGUUGACGGCGGCUUUGACCUCUUCUCAAGCGGCCACAUCGAGUUCCUGCGCUCGGUGAUGCAGACGGAGGAGGAGCUGGCGAGAAAAGAGAACUGGUAUUCCCAGCAAGCCAUUGACGAGAGAAAAGGAAAGGGCGCCGACUACGGCCCCGUCUUUGUCGUCUCAGGCGUCCACAACGACGAGGUCAUCAACCGCUGGCAGGGUGUCAACUACCCCAUCAUGAACAUCUACGAGCGCGGUCUUUGUGUUCUCCAGUGCCGGUACACCAACGCCGUCGUGUUCGGCGCACCGUUCACCCCGACCAAGAGCUAUCUAACAUCGCUUCCAUAUGGUACCCCUGACGCGGUCUACCACGGACCAACCUCCUUCAUGCCGCUCACCACGGACGUUUACGCGGAACCCAAGGCAAUGGGCAUCUACCGGGAAAUCGGGCGCCACGCAUUUGAUAACGUCAACGCUGGCACCAUCGUGCAACGCAUCAUGAAGAGCAGAGACCUCUACGAGGCACGCCAAAAGGCGAAGGGCGUCAAGGCCGACCUCGAGGCCGCACACAAGGAGCGUGAGUUGCUAGAGGCAGAGCAGGAGAAGAAGGCGCAAGAGUAAGGUGGCCGUGGUAGGCUAUAUCUCUAGGAUCGACGAGACGUCAAUUGACUUGGAGACAGGUUGAAAGGACAUGUCGGAAAUAACAGUAAGGCUUUCAACAGACCUCGUUGUUCUCACAUGUUAUCACUUAGGAGUACAAAAGGGUAUUGGUACGGGAUAAAUUAUAGAAUAGCGUUAA